CAAAAAGCUUCGGUAGUGCGACCGACUUUUAAAGAAGUGAGUGGACUUCGUCGAAGUUAGGACGUACCGUUGAUAUUUCACACAUACCUUGAUAAUAUGGCGCAAAAAUAUAUAUUAUUUUUGAUAACUGCAGCUCUUCUACAGUUAGAAGUUUCUUCUCGACCAGCCACUAAUGAGUCGACACAAACUGUAGAUAUAAUACCAAAUGAAACUGUAGAAUUAAAUGUUGCAGACAAAGAACGGUCAAUUUUUUAUGAGCCGGAAAUUAAUGAUAAAGUAGAAAGUCAAUCAGCUCGAGACAUUGUUAAUAAAAUCAAAGUUAUAAAUGACGGGCUUAAAAAGCCAUAUAGGCCUCAAAUUAAUUUUAAUAACCCACAAUCUGGAGAAGUUGUUGCAAUAGAUGGAGAAAAUUUAAAAAAAAUUCUAGAUGCGAUAGCUCUGGGUAAAUUACAAAGCAAAAGUGAGAGCGUUAGUCAAUAUGAAAGUAAUAUAAUACAACAAAAAGAGGAAGAAAAAUUUAAGCGUUUUUUGGAUUCCAGAGCAUUAAGAGCAGAAGCUAAUAUAAAUUCAGCCAUGAUGCCCACGAUGCCUAUCCCUUACAUUACGUCUAUGCCAGUGGUUGUUAUGCCUCAUAACUUAGAUGGCUAUAACCGACACUAUACAGUGAACAAUAAUUUGAAAUAUAAUACCAAUAAUGAAAUCUAUCAAACACGUCAGGAGCCCAGCUUUCCAAGUUUUACAUCAUUUCUACAGUGGCCAUUUGCAAGCGUCUUUCCAUUUAUAAUAAAAGAUCCAUUUUUAACAUUCUCCCAGGGUGGUGGCUUUAAUAAUUUAUUUGAAUAUGGACAGAAUGCUGAUGUUUGUACAAGAAAACAGAAAUCUGAAAGGGAUGAAGAUGAAAAUGAAAAUGAAAACAGUAUAUUUUUAACACCUAGUGAUGGAACUAUGAACACAAGGCGUGCUCGAGGUCUACGCAAGCGUAACAUUCCUAAUGGAUCACCUAGUCAGAAAUUAGAAAGUGGUAAAAAGGCUAAAAAAGUAUAUGUAACCAGACCUGUAUCUACAAAGAAAACAACUAAAAAGCCUUACAUUGUUGAGGAAGUGGAAGAAGUAAAAAAUGAAGAUGUGGAAGGAGAUUUAAAAUUUCCCUUUGGUGGAUUCUCAUUUUUUGGAGAUAAAAGACCUGUUGCUCCCAGCCCAGGGUUUUUCAUUAAUAGAUUACGAGUAAGAAAAGGUGGUGUUGCCAUUGCUGGACCUGGUGGUGUAGCAACAGCGGGCAGAGGAGGAACAGCCAUUGUUGGAGCCGGUGGGUUAGCUUACACACAACCUGGUGGUUUAGCUGUGGCUGGACCUUCAGCUAGGGUUGUAGCGCUAUCAUCUGAUGUAGAUCUUAAUUCAUUUGUUUCGAGACUUCAAAAAGACCAAAACGAAUCAAUUCCUAUUGCAAAACAACCUAUUAGAGAAGGAAAAUUAGUUGCAACUGGACCUGUAGUUUAUUAUCAUCCUAUCGAACAAACAAGAUCGAAUGGGCCAGAAGAAAGCAGUCUAAUUCCAAAGCCGGAAUACUACAAAUUCGAUGAAAAUGGUUUCUUAAAAACAGAAGACGAAGACAAAGAUUCCGAAUAUCAUCUUUAUUUGAGUCCCUCAGCUCUAGCUGUUAGUGGACUCAAAGGUACAGCUGUCGCUAACCCUAUAUCACAAGUUGUUGUACGUCGUGGACAAACAGUCAGUAUUGCUUACAAACCGAAGGCAACUGCAAUUGUUGGCGCAGGAGGUAUUGCCCAUGCUGAUUCAACUCAAUAUCUUCCAUUUUAUGGUGGAGCCAAAGGCCAAUAUCUAGAAAUUAAGAAGGAUAUAAAAGGAUCAAUAUUGAGUGAGAAAAUAGUACCAGAAGACAUGAUUAGCAAUGAGAAUAUCAUCAAAAACAGUGAAGGGAAUAUUCAGUCAAAAGUACUGGCCGCAAAUUUACAAAAUCUUAAAACUUAUUCUACGAAUCUCAUUAAAUUGCAUAACUUGGGAAGAAAACUAGGAUUUUUAGGUAACACUGAAAAAUCAAGAUUUAAAAGCCAACUGAUGUCACUUAGUGAGGCUGCAUCAAAUGCUAUUAAAAUCAUUGAUGAAAUAGGAGAUGAUGUUGAUUCACUUUUCAAGCAAACUAAUCCAGCUACUUCCCAAAUUAAAAACUACGACGAUGACGUUGGAGAAGAAGGUGUAAGCGUUGGUGCCGAUGAACCCCAACAAGACUAUAUUAUGGAUGGUGCUAAUAUUGCAGAAGCAAAACCAAUCGGUCUAGCAGUCGUUGGAGAAAAUGGAUUGGCAGCAUCUCGACCAAUAGCAAAUGCAGUAGCUUCCACCGGUGUAGCUAUAGCUCAACCUAUCGCAACAGCCAUUGCUGGUAUUGACCCUUCUUUACUAGGAAUUAAUUUUCCAGAAAACUACAAUCAACAAAGUGGUAGAACCAAUAAAGAAAGAUUGUAUAAGUCCAUUAAUAUUGCUUCUUAAUUAAACUGUGACGUCAAAAUCUAAUGAUUGCAAUAUUAUUUCCUAAAGGUCUAACCUGAAACAGCUUUUUAAAAUGUGAUGUUACUGUAGUAAAAAUUAAAAAUAUAUUUGGAAUUUAAUUCCUCUUAAACUAAUAUUAUUUGGAAAUAAACUUGUAAAAUAA
Messenger RNA from Leptidea sinapis, 2665 nucleotides. RefSeq lists its product as uncharacterized. The record is from RefSeq and is a predicted model, not a curated record. Bases 97 to 2502 code for a protein of 801 amino acids. The transcript has 7 exons. NCBI's taxonomy places the organism in Eukaryota, Metazoa, Arthropoda, Insecta, Lepidoptera, Pieridae.